AUGAAAGAGAAAUAUGAGCAUGUGCCGAAACCCAAACCAUGGGAUAAUAUAAACAGAGACCCCACAGUUUCCCCACGCCUCUCGCCACACCUCUCGCCACGGCCGCCCUCACGACUAGGAUCAAGAACGUCGCAGCGGUUUUCACCUAGAAUGGUACCUCGAAGGUCACCCAGGAUAAACCCUUCCCCGUUAUUUCGUGAGGGAGGCGAGAUCUUGCCGCCCCCUCAACCGGUUAUCGGUCACGGGCAUAGUAUUCCAGGUUUCUUUCCUAACGAAGUUCUGCUGCAAUGUUUAGGCCGCCAAGUGUCCAAAUUCGAAACCAGCGAGUGGAUCCGGCAUAAAAGACACGAAAUUCAAAUCAAAUGCCCAAAAUGUAUCCUGUUAAGCCAGCUGCAUAGUUGGGUCAUUGACGAAGAAGGGGUUGAGACGGAAAGCCAUCAAAGACAUCUACGCUCAAACACGUAUCGUGGGAGACUAUAUCUCACAACGGAGCGGCUUGUUUUUGUACCGAGAAAUCCAGAGCAUUCUGGAUAUUCAAUAUUUAUCAGUGCCAUCAGUAUGCUUAAGAUCGUGCGAGACCAAGCGGGACAACCUUAUCUUUGCUGCUACGUUGAAGACAAAAUGGCCCCGCUACCUUUUGCCACAAUCGCCCAGGCAGAAGUCAUGCUGAGGCGUAUCGCAAAUGUUCGAUUCGAGCAUUUACUCCGAUACCAUGUUACCCCAGAGUACGACGUCUCCAUCCCACCGUCAUAUGCUGCAAGCCAGGAGUCUAUUUCAAGGCUGUUGAAUGGUAACAUUUCAGAUCUUAACCGAGAAGACCCUAAGUUUAAAGAUCUUAUCCACGCUCUCGGUGCAGGCGAGCAAAAUUGCACAGUCGACCCAAACCACAACGGCUAUAUCAUAGGACCAAAGGCUCAUGCAGUUGUAUAUGCCAAGCAAUUUAGUAUAGGGCCUCCGGCAAUGUAA
Wickerhamiella sorbophila is the source of this 966-nucleotide messenger RNA. RefSeq lists its product as hypothetical. The record is from RefSeq and is a predicted model, not a curated record. Lineage: Eukaryota; Fungi; Ascomycota; Dipodascomycetes; Dipodascales; Trichomonascaceae. Bases 1 to 966 code for a protein of 321 amino acids. The transcript has a single exon.